Gavialis gangeticus (Gharial) is the source of this 2584-nucleotide messenger RNA. It is a transcript of the gene ONECUT1, whose product is annotated as one cut homeobox 1. The transcript is spliced from 3 exons. Gene Ontology annotation, molecular function: RNA polymerase II cis-regulatory region sequence-specific DNA binding; DNA-binding transcription factor activity, RNA polymerase II-specific. The record is from RefSeq and is a predicted model, not a curated record. Gene Ontology annotation, biological process: regulation of transcription by RNA polymerase II. The coding region runs from base 246 to 1724 and encodes 492 amino acids. Gene Ontology annotation, cellular component: nucleus. NCBI's taxonomy places the organism in Eukaryota, Metazoa, Chordata, Crocodylia, Gavialidae.
GACGCGAUCAGACACCUACCGGGGCGGCUGAGGCUGUAUUAAAGGAACGGGGGCCUUAAAGCUGAGCCAACAUCACCAAAAAACAACAAAAACAAAUCACAACAACAACAAAAUCAACCAAGCCCCCAAGAGCCUGAUCCUUUCCACAGGGGAGGAAUCCUGCACGCAUCCGACGCGAAGACCUCCUAGGACCUUCCAACCACAGACCAGAUAGAUGUUUUGUCCACAAGCUUGCACGAAUCACAAUGAAUGCGCAGCUGACGAUGGAGAACAUUGGCGAUCUGCACGGGGUGAGCCAUGAGCCGGUGCCAACCACGGCCGAUCUGAUGAACAGCAGCCCCCAUCACAGGAGCUCGGUGGCCCAUCGCAGCAAUCACUUGCCGGCCCACCCUCGCUCCAUGGGCAUGGCUUCCAUCCUGGACGGUGGAGACUACCACCACCACCACCGGCCCCCUGACCACGCGCUGACGGGACCCCUGCACCCCACCAUGACCAUGGCCUGCGAGACACCCCCCGGGAUGAGCAUGAGCAGCACCUACACCACGUUAACCCCUUUGCAACCUCUACCUCCCAUCUCGACCGUGUCGGACAAAUUCCCUCACCACCACCAUCACCACCACCACCACCACCACCCCCACCCCCACCAGCGGAUACCAGGGAACGUGAGUGGCAGCUUCACCCUCAUGAGGGACGAGCGGGGUCUGGCUUCUAUGAACAAUCUCUACACCCCCUACCAUAAGGAUGUUACCGGCAUGGGGCAGAGCCUCUCCCCUUUGUCUGGAUCGGGCCUGGGGGGCAUCCACAACUCCCAGCAGGGGCUGCCCCACUACGCUCACCCCAGUGCCACCAUGCCCGCCGAGAAAAUGCUCACCCCCAACGGCUUUGAAGCCCACCACCCUGCCAUGCUGGCCCGGCAUGGUGACCAACACCUUACCCCCACGUCCGCUGGCAUGGUGCCUAUCAACGGGAUCCCACACCACCCCCAUGCCCACCUGAAUGCCCAGAGUCACGGGCAGAUUCUGGGCUCCAGCAGGGAACAAAACCCUUCCGUCACUGGUUCGCAGGUCAACAGUGGGAGUAAUUCAGGGCAAAUGGAAGAAAUCAAUACCAAAGAAGUAGCUCAGAGGAUCACCACCGAGCUCAAGCGGUACAGCAUCCCCCAGGCCAUCUUCGCCCAGAGGGUGCUGUGCCGCUCUCAAGGGACCCUCUCCGACCUGCUGAGGAACCCCAAGCCCUGGAGCAAGCUCAAAUCCGGCCGGGAGACCUUCCGCAGGAUGUGGAAGUGGCUGCAGGAGCCCGAGUUCCAGCGGAUGUCGGCGCUCAGGCUGGCAGGUGAGCCGGGGCCGGGCAGCUCGGCACCCCUCGCCCGCUCUCCCCGUGCGUCGCCCUGCUCCCCCGGCGCCCCGCACCGAACAAUGCCCCCCCUGCCUGCAUGCAAAAGGAAAGAACAAGAACAUGGGAAGGAUAGAGGAAAUACACCCAAAAAGCCUAGGUUGGUCUUCACGGAUGUCCAGCGUCGAACUCUACAUGCAAUAUUCAAGGAAAAUAAGCGUCCAUCCAAAGAAUUACAAAUCACCAUUUCCCAGCAGCUAGGGUUGGAGCUGAGCACCGUCAGCAACUUUUUCAUGAAUGCACGGAGGAGGAGUCUGGAUAAGUGGCAAGAUGAGGGCAGCUCCAAUUCAGGCAACUCGUCAUCUUCAUCAAGCACUUGUACCAAAGCAUGAAGGAAUAACCACAAACUAAACCUCGGUGGAAAAGCUUUAAAAAUAAAUAAAUAAAUAAAGACCAGGACCUCAAGAUAGCAGGUUUAUUCUUAGAACUAUUUGAAAAAAAUGUUAUUUAUAAGUCCAAAGAAACCAAAGACUUAUUUCACCUGCAUUAUGACUUUGUUCUGAGACACACACUUUAGUAGGACGACAACUUGCAAAAAAAUAAAUAAAAAAGAGAGAAAAAGGAAUGAAACAACAACAAAAAAGAGAGAGAAAAGAAAGAAACCACUGGUCUUACACCUUCAUCCAUGAUCAUUUUCACCGUACGUGGCUGUUUAGUGGUUUGGAGCAUAGUGAUUUCUUGUCAUUGAAUGGACAUCUUUUCAGAUAUGGCUCUUCAUUUCCACAGAAAUUGCCAUGAAGGUGUAUAGUGUAUCCGUACUGUGUACACACCAGUGGUUAGGGACUCAGUCAGGGCUGGUCUUCUGAAGGGGUUGUUGUGCUAUAGCAUGACCAAAAUAGCGUGGAGUCGUCUGAAUUCAUUUGAAUGGUAGUGUGAUUUUGCUGUUUUAUUGUUUGAACUUAACUGGUGCAACACCUGGAGACAAGUUCAAACUAGGCAAAGAAAUUUUGAAUGAUACCUAAACCAGUGCAUUCUCUUUGUUUGUUAAGGAAUGUUCAGAUUUAAAAAGUAAAACAAUAUUCCAUCCAUAAAAAAUCGACUAGCUACCAAAGAACACAUUUAAUAUUAUAUUGCAGGUAUUUUAUUGCAAUGAUUUUAAUAUUCCAAAGCUAUUUUUACACAAAAUACUAUGUAGAGUUAUAGGUAUAAACUAAUCUAACUGUAUAACACAUAACUUGUAAUCAAGACUGUU